Alternaria alternata is the source of this 2282-nucleotide messenger RNA. RefSeq names its product MFS general substrate transporter. Gene Ontology annotation, biological process: spermidine transport; transmembrane transport; spermine transport. The transcript has a single exon. NCBI's taxonomy places the organism in Eukaryota, Fungi, Ascomycota, Dothideomycetes, Pleosporales, Pleosporaceae. The record is from RefSeq and is a predicted model, not a curated record. Bases 365 to 2014 code for a protein of 549 amino acids. Gene Ontology annotation, molecular function: spermine transmembrane transporter activity; spermidine transmembrane transporter activity.
AGUGUUCAUCGUCAUCAGACCCGCUUCAGAUGCAGCGCCGGCACGAUCCCGAACUCUAGCUUCACCCGAUCCCUAGAUUCAGCCGCUUCUCAACUCCGAACAAGCUCAACAUGCCAAUCUUUGGAACGAUCGGAGCCAGGAUCGUCCAGAUGCACUACCAGGACCUACCAAUCUAGUUUGCAGAAUCGCAUCUCAUGCCAGAUCUUGUUGUCUGUGCAGAAAGUCUUCUUAUCGGAGUUUUACCAUGGUGGGCCAUAUUAAAGUCAUGGCGCAAACGCAUUCGUCUUUUUCAUGUCUCGCGAAAGCUCUGUCGACUUGUUGCCAGCUCCAUUUUCUCAUCUCUGUGAAGUGAAAGACUCACGCCAUGGCCACUCCAAAUGCUUCACGACCUGUUUCCUGGUCGGAUACGACAGCAGCAUCAACAAGGCCACCAAGUCCCGUCAAUGUCGAAAAGCUUCCUGGUAGAAGUCGUCAGCCAUCCACUGAGGUGGGCUUGAAGUCAGAUUCUGAUCCUGAGAAAGGACCUCAGCCGUGUUCAAAUCAAGAUGCAACACCAAUCGCUGAUGGGGCUUCAUCGCAAGUUCGCCCUGCGACUCUCGACUGGGACGGCCCUGACGACCCUUUGAACCCUCAUAACUGGAGUGCAGCCAGGAAGUGGUAUCAGACAUACACGAUCUCCGGUGUUGCGCUUGUGGGGACAUUCGCAUCGUCCGUCUUCACACCGGCCAUCGAACAAGCAGCGACAGAGCUGGGCUCGACGCAACUUAUCGCGACAUUUGCAUACUCGAUAUAUGCCCUCGGACUAGCUUUUGGUGGACCGUUCGCUGCUCCUCUUAGUGAAACUUUUGGAAGACGACCCCUCAUCUUCAUCAGCUUGCCUAUCUUUGCGCUUUUCAUCCUAGGCACAGGUUUCGUGCAAAGUAUGGCGAGUCUGGUGGUGCUGAGAUUCUGGGCUGGCUUCUUCGCUGCGCCUAGUCUGAGUAUGGGGUCAGGUACGUUGAGCGAUAUCUGGCCGCCUGAGAAGCGCUCUGGUCCGAUGUCGCUUUACGUCGCAACACCAUUCUUUGGCCCAGCAUUAGGACCAAUCCUGGGUGCUGUCGUAACCCAAACACGUGGCUGGCGCUGGACGUCAUGGUUGAUACUCUUCUUCACCAUCAUUCUCGUCAUUGCACCAGCGCCAUUCUUCCGUGAGUCGUACAAACCCGUCCUCCUACGUCGCCGCGCGAAGAAACGCAAUCUUCCGCUCCCAAGAUCACCAACCGAAGGCAUGUCGUUGCCGAAGGUCGUCAGCACCUAUGCCACCAAAACUCUCACUCGGCCCAUGCACAUGCUGCUCACGGAGCCGAUUGUGGCAACAUUCAACACGUACUCUGCUUUCAACUUUGGCUUGCUGUACGCCUUCUUCGCCGCUUUCCCUUAUGUGUUCGAGACAGAGUAUGGGUUCGAUAGCAUAUCCACAGGUCUUACAUUCCUCAGUCUGGGUGUCGGUGUCAUUGUAGCUACCGUUUGCAUUGUAUCGUUCAGCAAACUUUUCUACCUGCCUCGCGUGCGGAAGGCGGUUGCAGAGAAGAGGCCAGCUCCGGCCUUUGCAACAUCACGGCUGGCGCCUGAAAAGCGCUUGCCGCUUGCAUUCGCUGGUGGGCCCAUUCUCACUAUCGGCUUGUUCCUCUUUGGCUGGUCUGCAGCCUACCGUGUACAUUGGAUUGUGCCAACCAUUGCCGAAGCCUUCUUCGGCAUGGGCAAUAUGCUUAUCUUCAUGGCAUGCAUGAUGUAUAUUACUGAUGCGUACGGACCACUGUACAGUGCCAGUGCCAUGGCCUCGAAUGCCAUAUUGCGGUACGUACUUGGUGGAACCUUUCCCCUCUUUGCAGUCCAGAUGUUUCGAAGACUGGGCCCCCAGUGGGCUUGUACAUUGCUCGGCUGUUUGAGCAUCCUGGGUGCGUGUAUACCGUUUGUCUUGGCUAGGUAUGGUGAGGCUCUAAGAAGCAGGAGCGGAUAUAAAAGAAGUGGGUAGUUUGGGCAAGUGUGGGACAUAUCAAUCUUAAUUUCUCCAUGUGGUGUCGUGCGUCCUCUGACAUGUGAUAUGCUCUUGUGCCGUCCGUCGAUUUCGCCUAGAAAAUCAACGCCGCCGUUCUUUGACACAUUCGUGAGUUUUCUCACCUUGGUCUGAAGCUCGCCGUUGAUGAGUACGUGCGGGCGUGGUCGUCCUUGACGUUAACCCUUGUCACCGGCCAAAUAAUCUUUCUGUCGAGUACAAAGAUGAAAGAAAAAGCGUACUUGGC